AGUUUGGAAUGAGGGAUGACUUGCGCAAGAUGGAGGUGGUGCGUGUGUCCAGUCGGGAGCUCUAUGCCAAACGACCCUGGGACUGAACACCACCCGAUGAGACAGCCUACAGGGAGGAGUCAGUGACCUAGCAGUGUGGCGCCAUGACAACAACCUCUACCUCAUCAUCAGUGAGACCAAGGAGCUGAUCAUUGACUUAAGGAAACUUGGGGGAGGUGAGCACUCCCCCAUCCACAUUGACUGGGCUGCAGUGGAGCGCUUCAAGUUCCUUUGUGUCCAGGUUGCAAAGGUUUGGCAUGGGGCCUCAGAUCCUCCAAAAGUUCCACAGCUGCACCAUUGAGAGCAUCUUGACUGGCUGCACCACUGCUUGGUAUGGCAACAGCAAUGCACUUGAUCUCAUGGCGCUGGGGUCAACCUCCCUGCCAUCCAGGACUUCUAUAUCAAGUAGAGUGAAAGGAAGGCUACAGUCGCCCUAGCCAUAGACUGUUCUCUCUGCUUCCGCAUGGGAAGUGACACCAGUGCUUCAAGUCUGACACCAACAGACUCCUGAACAGCUUCUAUCCCCAAUCAAUAAUACUGCAAAUAGCUAACAAAAUGGCUACAUGGACUAGCUGAGUGACUCUUGUAUUUGAUCAGUUGUGGAAAAAGUACCCAAUUGUCAUACUUGAGUAAAAAUAAAGAUGCCUUAAUAGACAAUGACUCCAGUGAAAGUCACUCAGUAAAAUACUACUUGAGUAAAUGUUUAAAUGUAUUUGGUUUUAAAUAUACUUAAGUAUCAAAAGUAAAUGUAUCUGCUAAAAUAUACAGUGCAUUCAGAAUGUUUUCAGACCCCUUGACAUUUUCUGCAAUUUAUUACAUUACUGCCUUGAUUUUAAAUGAAUAAAAUCAAAUAAAAUCCUCGUUAGUCUACACACAAUACCCCAUAAUGACAAAGCGAAAACAGUUUAUUUUAGAAUUCAGACUCUUUGCUAUGAGACUUGAAAUUGAGCUCAGAUGUAUCCUGUUUCCUUUUAUUAUCCUUGAGAUGUUUCUACAACUUGAUUGGAGUCCACCUGUGGUAAAUUCAAUUGAAUGGACAUUAUUUGGAAAGGCACACACCUGUCUAUGUAAGGUCCCACAUUUGACAGUGCAUGUCAGAGCAAAAAUCAAACCAUGAGGUCAAAAGAAUUUGGCCGUAGAUCUCUAAGAUAGGAUUGGGUCGAGGCACAGAUCUGGGGAAGGGUACCAAAAAACGUCGGCAACACUGAAGGUCCCCAAAAACAGUGGCCUCCAUCAUUCUUAAAUGGAAGAAGUUUGGAACCACCAAGACUCUUCCUAGAACUGUCCGCCCAGCCUAACUGAGCAAUCGGGGGAGAAGGGCCUUGGGCAGGGAGGUGAACAAGAAUACAGUAGUCACUGACAGAGCUCCGGAGUGUGGAGAACCAUCCAGAAGGACAACCAUCUCUGUAGCACUCCACCAAUCAGGCCUUUAUGGUAGAGUGGCCAGAUGGAAGCCACUCCUCAGUAAAAGGUACAUGAAAGAGUGCUUCGAGUUUGCCAAAAGGCACCUAAAGACUCUCAGACCAUGAGAAACAAAAUUCUUUGGCCUGAAUGCUUAGCGUCAUGUCUGGAGGAAACCGUGCACCAUCCCUGCAGUGAAGCAUGGUGGUGUUAGCAUCCUGUUGUGGGGAUGUUAUUCAGUGGCAGAGACUGGUCAGGAUCGAGGAAAGAUGAAUGGAGCAAUGUACAUAGAGAUCCUUGAUGAAAACCUGCUCUAGAGUGCUCAGGACUUCAGACUGGGGGCAAAGGUUCACAACGACCCUAAGCACACAGCCAGACAACAUAGGAGUGGCUUCAGGACAAGUCUCUGAAUGUCCUUGAGUGGCCCAGGCAGAGCCUAGACUUGAACCCGAUCGAACAUCUCUGGCGAGACCUGAAAAUAGCUGUGCAGCGACACUCCCCAUCCAACCUGACAGAGCUUGAGAGGAUCUGUAGAGAAGAAUGGGAGAAACUGCCCAAAUACAGGUGUGGCGUCAUAUCUAAGAAGACUCGAGGCAGUAAUCGCUGCCAAAGGUGCUUCAACAAAGUACUGAGUAAAGGGUCUGAAUACUUAUGUCAAUGUGAUAUUUCAGUUUUGUAUUUUUAAUAUAUUUGCCAAAAUUUCUAAAACCCUGUUUUUGUUUUGUCAUUAUGGGGUAUUGUAUUUAGAUUGAUGAGGGGGGGAAAUUAUUUAAUCAAUUAUAGAAUAAGGGUGUAACGUAAAGAGGAGCUCCUGAGUGGCCAGCGGUCUAAGGCACUGCAUCGCAGUGCUAGAGGCUUCACUUCAGACCCUGGUUCGCUCCCGGUCUGUAUCACAACCGGCCGUGAUUGGGAGUCCCGUAGGGCAGUGCACAAUUGGUCCGUGGCAGUGCACAAUUGGUCCGUGUCUGGGUUACAGGAGGGCUUGGCCGGGGGGGGGGGUUUAACUUGGCUCAUCGCGCUCUAGCAACUCCUUGUGGCAGGCCCAGGCGCCUGCAGGCUGACUACGGUCAUCAGGUGAACAGUGUUUUCUCCGACACAUUGGUUGACUGACUUCCGGGUUAAGCGGGUGGGUGUUAAGAAGUGUGGUUUGCCGGGUCAUGUUUCGGAGGACGCAUGACUCGACCUUUGCCUCCCGAGCCCGUUGGAGUUGCAGCGAUGAGACAAGAUCGAAAUUGGGGAGAAAAAGGAGUUAAAAUAUUUUAAUACAUUUUAAAAUAAGGCUGUAACAAAAUGUGGAAAAAGUCAAGGGGUCUGAAUAUUUUCCGUAUCGACAGUUGAAUUCGGAAGUUUACAUACACCUUAGCCAAAUACAUUUAAAGUCAGUUCACAAUUCCUGACAUUUAAAACUCUAAAAAUUCCCUGUCUUAUGUCAGUUAGAUCACCGUUUUAUUUUUAUGUGAAAUGUCAGAAUAAUAGCGGAGAAUGAUUUAUUUCAUCUUUUAUUUCUUUCAUCACAUUCCCAGUGGGUCAGAAGUUUACAUACACUCCAUUAGUAUUUGGUAGCAUUGCCUUUAAAUUGUUUAACUUGGGUCAAACGUUUCCGGUAGCCUUCCACAAGCUUCCCACAAUAAGUUGGGUGAAUUUUGGCCCAUUCCUCCUGACAGAGCUGGUGUAACUGAGUCAGGUUUGUAGGCCUCCUUGCUCACACAUGCUAGGAUAUAGGAUUGAGGUCAGGGCUUUGUGAUGGCCACUCCAAUACCUUGACUUUGAUGUCCUUAAGCCUGCCACACCUUUGAAAGUAUGCUUGGGGUCAUUGUCCAUUUGGAAGACCCAUUUGCGACCAAGCUUUAACUUCCUGACUGAUCGCUUGAGAUGUUGCUUCAAUAUAUCCACAUCAUUUUCCUAUCCUCAUGAUGCCAUCUAUUUUGUGAAGUGCACCAGUCCCUCCGGCAGCAAAGCACCCCCACAACAUGAUUCUGCUGUGCGUUCCAUGCUUCACGGUUGGGAUGGUGUUCUUCGGGAUUGCAAGCCUCCCCCUUUUCCCUCCAAACAUAACGAUGGUCAUUAUGACCAAACAGUUCUAUUUUUGUUUCAUCAGACCAGAGGACAUUUCUCCAAAAAGUACGAUCUUGGCCCCAUGUGCAGUUGCAAACCAUAUUGUGGCCUUUUUAUAGCGUUCUUUGAUUACAGAUGGUGGUCACACCAGAUACUGACUAGUUUUUGGAUCCACACUCCUACCUUUUUUUUAGGUACACUACAUGACCAAAAGUAUCUAAACACCUGCUCGUCGAACAUGUCAUUCCAAAAUCAUUGCCAUUAAUAUGGAGUUGGUCCCCCCUUUGCUGCUCCACUCUUCUGGUAAGGCUUUCCACUAGAUGUUGGAACAUUGCUGCGAGGACUUGCUUCCAUUCAGGCACGAGCAUUAGUGAGGUUGGGCGAUUAGGCUUGGCUAGCAGUCGGCGUUCUAAUUCAUCCCAUAGGUGUUCGAUGGGGCAGAGGUCAGGGCUCUGUGCAGGCCAGUCAAGUUCUUCCACACCGAUUUCGACAAACCAUUUCUGUAAUGAGCCCGGGGGGCAUUGUCAUACUGAAACAGGAAACGGCCUUCCCCAAACUGUUGCCACAAAGUUGGAAGCACAGAAUUGUCUAGAAUGUCAUUGUGUGCUGUAGCGUUCAUUUCCUUUCACUGGAACUAAGGAGCCUGAACCAUGAAAAACAGCCAUUAUUACCAUUAUUACUCCAACAAACUUUACAGGUGGCACUGUGCAUUGGAGCAGGUAGCGUUCUCCUGGCAUCCGCCAAACCCAGAUUUGUCUGUCAGUCCCAGAUGAUGAAGCGUGAUUCAUUACUCCAGAGAACGCAUUUCACUCCAGAGAACGCAUUGCUCCAGAGUCCAAUGGCGGUGAGCUUUACACCACUCCAGCCGACACUUGGCAUUGCGCAAGGUGAUCUUAGGCUUGUGUGCGGCUGCUCGGCCAUGGAAAAUUAUUUCAUAUAGUUCCCGAUGAACAGUUCUUGUGCUGACGUUGCUUCCAGAAGCAGUUUGGAACUCUGUAGUGAGUGUUGCAACUGAGGACAGACAAUUUUUACGCACUACGUGCUUCAGCGCUCAGCGGUCCCGUUCUGUGAGCUUGUGUGGCCUACCACUUCUCAGCUGAGCCAUUGUUGCUCCUAAACAUUUCCACUUCACAAUAACAGCACCUACAGUUGACCGGGGCAGCUCUAGCAGGGCAGAAAUGUGAUGAACUGAUUAGUUGGAAAGGUGGCAUCCUAUGACGAUGCCAUGUUGAAAGUCACAGCUCUUUAGGAAGGCCAUUCUACUGCCAAUGUUUGAUUAUGGAGAUUGCAAGACCGUGUGCUCGAUUUUAUAUACCUGCCAGCAACAGUAUGGCUGAAAUAGUAGAAUCCACUAUUUUGAAGGGUUGUCCACAUACUUUUGUGUCUAUAUAUAGUGGAUCUGUGACCAACAGAUGCGUAUCUGUAUGCCCAGUCAGGUGAAAUCCAUAGAUUAGGGUCUAAUGGGGGUCUGUCAAUCGACUGAUUUCUUUAUGAAUUGUAACUCAAUAAAAUCUUUGAAAUUGUUGCAUUUAAAUAUUUGUUCAAUAUAAAUAGGAUGACUAAAGACAUUAGAGUAUAGGGAACACAAUGUUAGAUGGCCUGACUGCUACUGUCUGAGCAGAGAUGAUUACUUUAAGGAAAGAAAACAAAUUAAGUAAUAAAAUAGAAACAAAGUAAGAUACACAACUGAAAUAGUUUUCAUUUCAUAGUAAUUUCCUGUUCUUCUGAUGUCUACCCAAUGUGGACCUGACAUAGGUAAUGGAAUAGUUUCAAUGUUUUGGCAAUUACAUUUCACUAUUGUGGGCAUUGUUGCUUCAUUAUUUCAUAAUACAAUUAAUGUAAACAAAAUUGGAAUCGACACCAAUACCGUGAUUAUUUUAAAAUAAUCGAACCGACCUCAAAAGCACUACAAAGGGAUAUUCAGUGUCUUUUUUUUUUUUUUUUUUACACAUCUACCAUUUGAGGCUCUUUGUGAGGCAUUGAAAAACUUCCCUGCUCUUUGUGGUUGAAUCUGUGCUUGAAAUGAACCACUGGAUUGAGGGACCUUACAAUUAUCUGUAUGUGUGGGGUACAGAGAUGGGGUAGUCCUAAAACAAUCAUGUUAACCACUAUUAUUGAACACAGAAUGAGUCCAUGCAAAUUAUUAUGUGAUUUGUUAAGCACAUGUCUACUCCUGAACUUAUUUAGGCUUGCCAUAACAAAGGGGUUGAAUACUUAUUGACUCGACAUGUCAGCCUUUUGUUUUUUAGUAAUUUAGAAAGUCUUCUAUAAACAAAGUUCCACUUUGACAUUAUGGGGUAUUGUGUGUAGGCCGGUGACACAAUCUCAAUUUAAUCAAUUUCAAAUUCAGGCUGUAACACAACAACAUUUAGAAAAAGUAAAGGGGUGUGAAUACUUUCUGAAGGCACAUUAGCUUACUUUCUCGUAUUUUUAUUUCGUCUUUUUGUUCUACCUAAUGUUUUUUGAAGUUGUUGUACUACAUUGAUAUUGAUUGCUGGGUUUAGCGCUUGCAAUAAAGGCAUUUCACUGUACUUGUGAAUGUGACAUUUAACUUGAUUAGUCUGCCCACUGUUGUGGUGUACCUGUCCAGGUGUGAACCCUCGGGUGAAGUCUGGCCGCUUUAUGAAGCUCCUACCGGACUACGAGCACAUGGACUACAGGGACGUGUACAGGCACUUGCUGCACCCAUACAGACACAUCCUGGGUCUUUGGCAGCCUGACAUAGGCCCGUACGGAGGGCUGCUCAACGUGGUGGUUGACGGGCUGUUCAUCAUUGGCUGGAUGUACCUGCCACCCCACGACCCUCGGGUCGAGGAUCCCAUGAGGCGGCGGCCACUCUUCCGCAUCCACAUGUGGGAGAGCAACAAGGUGGCGGUAGAGUGCAUGUACGGACACAAGGGCCCUCACAAGGGGGACAUCCAAACUGGGAAGAAGGACGAGUUCUCGACUAAGUGCAACCAGACAGAUCAUCACCGCAUGCCAGGGGGGAGACAGGAGGAGUUCCGCACAUGGCUGGAGGAGGAGUGGGGGAGGACACUGGAGGACAUCUUCCAUGAGCACAUGCAGGAGCUCAUUCUUAUGAAGUUCAUCUACACAAGCCAAUACGAUAACUGCCUGACGUACCGGCGGAUCUACCUCCCCCCCCGGAUGUCCUCGGACCUGCUGCAGCCGGGCCUGUUCAAAGGCACCUAUGGCAGCCACGGCCUGGAGAUCGUCAUGCUCAGCUUUCAUGGGCCCUGCGCCAGGGCCACCAAGCUUACUGGGGACCCCAAUGUCCCAGCAGGCCAGCUAACGCUUGACGUGGACCUGAACCGGCCUGUGUGCCUGCCGGACCUGGAGCACCAGCGCAGCAUGGAAGAGCUGUCUCGCCUGGUGCUGGGGGUGCACGAGGAGGCGCCGAACCCAGAUGUGGCCCCCCAGGGGGCUGCUUCAGAGGGGGUUGUGGCUGGUGGUGCUGGGGCAGCGGGGCUGGAGUUGGCUAUGGAAGCCCAAUCAGAGAGCCCCCAGCCUGGGCCCAGUAGCAGCAGCAGCAGUGCUCCCUCAGAGGCCCAGCCUUUCGUCCUGCCUCUGGGGGUCAUGACCCGCAAUGAGGUUUACCCACGAACCUGCAAGAUGUGCUUCUACGGGACGGGCCUGAUUGCAGGCCACGGCUUCACAAGUCCGGAGCGCACACCGGGCCUGUUUGUCUUGUUCGAUGAAGACCACUUCGGCUUCAUCUGGCUAGAGCUCAAGUCGUUCAGCCUUUACAGCCGCCUGACGGACCGGCUGGCCCACGCCUAUGCCCCCGACAUGGAGCACUUUGAGGCCAUGCUGCGCAACAUGCAGUCUUGGACAUCCUGAUGGGGCAGACAGACACAGGCUUACCUAGACCACGUACACACAUCCCGAGUGUUGACCGCACCUGGAAAACAUUUGGGGACCUAGUUGUAACCUAUAACUAAGACCCGUUGUUUUUUCCUGAUCAGGUUAUGUGGUUAGGCAAAACUCUUGGCCUUAAUUAUCACUCAUGUAUGUAUAUCUUUCCCCUAUAGAACCCCUAAAUGCUGAUACACAGAAAAGCCCCAUAUUUACUACCCCUGUAGAAUCUCUACUGUACACAGCUUCACAAUCCCAAAUCACCUCCACACUGUCCCACACAUUUCUGGCCCUGGCCAGAAACAACCUUUUGCCCUACCCCCUAGGCACCUGAAGUAUCCUUGCUCCCUGUUCCAUGUUUCCCCUCUUUUCACCUCCACACGACAUCAGUAUCUCUUCUGCGGCAUACCCAGAGGUCAUAUGACAUGACAAAGGCUUCCUUAACAGCUUCUUGUUAUUAAUUUAAACCAGAGAAGAGGAUUUAACUUUUCAUCCCACAAACACCGGAACAAACGCUCCGUGCCUCUGAGUUGUAAUUUAUACACCAUGUCUGUAUUGCCUAAUGCUACAGUGCCUUGCAAAGUGUUUUUCCUAUUUUGUUGCAUUACAACCUUUAAUUUUAAAUGAUUUUUAUUUCGAUGUCAUAUAAUUGACAUGAAAAAAAUGGUCCAAUCUGGUGAAGUGAAAUGAAAAAAAUAAGUUAAUGAAAAGGGGGAAAAGUGGUGCGUGCAUAUGUAUUCAUCCACUUUGCUAUGAAUCCCAUAAAUAAGAUCUGGUGCAACCAAUUACCUUCAGAAGUCACAUAAUUAGAUUGCACACAGGUGGACUUUAUUUAACUAAGUGUCACAUGAUCUCUAUAUAUACACCUGUUCUGAAAGGUCCCAGAGUCUGCAACACCACUAAGCAAGUGGCACCACCAAGCAAGCGGCACCAUGAAGACCAAGGAGCUCUCCAAACAGGUCAGGGACAAAGUUGUGGAGAAGUACAGAUCAGGGUUGGGUUAUAUACAAAUAUCAGAAACUUUGAACAUCCACAGAGUACCAUUAAAUCCAUUAUUAAAAAAUGGAAGAAUAUGGCAACUCAACAAACCUGACAAGAGAGGGCGGCCCACCAAAACUCACGGACCAGGCAAGGAGGGCAUUAAUCAGAGAGGCAACAAAGACCAAAGAUAAUCUUGAAGGAGCUGCAACGCUCCACAGGGAGAUUGGAGUAUCUGUCCAUAGGACCACUUUAAGCUGUGCACUCCACACAGCUGGGCUUUACGGAAGAGUUGCCAUAAAAAAGCCAUUGUUUAAGGACAAAAAUAAGCAAAAACGUUUGGUGUUUGCCAAAAGGCAUGUGGGAGACUCCCCAAACAGAUGGAAGAAGGUACUCUGGUCAGAUGAGACUAAAAGGUAGCUUUUUGGCCAUCAAAGAAAACGAUAUGUCUGGCACAAACCCAACACCUUUCAUCACCCCGAGAACAUCAUCCCCACACUGAAGCAUGGUGGUGGAAGCAUCAUGCUGUGGGGAUGUUUUUCAUUGGCAGGGACUGGGAAACGGGUCAGAAUUGAAGAAAUGAUGGAUGGGAAUACAGGGAAAUUCUUGAGGGAAACCUGUUUCAGUCUUCCAGAGAUUUGAGACUGGGACGAAGGUUCCCCUUCAAGCAGGACAAUGACCCUAAGCAUACUGCUAAAGUAACACUUGAGUGGUUUAAGGGGAAACAUUUAAAUGUCUUGGAAUGGCAUAGUCAAAUCCCAGACCUCAAUCCAAUUGUGAAUCUGUGGUGUGACUUAAAGAUUGCUGUACACCAGCAGAACCCAUCCAACUUGAAGGAGCUGGAGCAUUUUUUUCUUGAAGAAUGGGCAAAAAUCCCAGUGGCUAGAUGUGCCAAGCUUAUAGAGACAUACCCCAAGAGACUUGCAGCUGUAAUUGCUGCAAAAGGUGUCUCUACAAAGUAUUGACUUUGGGGCGGUGAAUAGUUAUGCACGCUCAAGUUCAGUUUGUCUUAUUUCUUCUUUGUUUCACAAUAAAACAUAUUUUGCAUCUUCAAAGUGGUAGGCAUGUGUAAAUCAAAUGAUAUAAACCCCCCCCCCAAAAAUCAAUUUUAAUUCCAGGUUGUAAGGCAACAAAAUAGGAAAAAUGCCAAGGGUGGGUAAAUAAUUUUGCAAGUCACUGUAAGAGAAGCGAAUGGAAUUUCUACUAAAGCUGUUAUUCUUUGAUUUUGUUUGGAUGCAUGCUGCAUUUUCAGUUUAAUGCCACCUGUUUCCAAUACUCUUAUUCACAAUCUGAGACACUUUUGGUUUGCUAUAUAUUUGUGUGUACAUUGCUCUUAGUUUGGUUCACAGGUGGCAUUAUGGUUUUAGAAAAGAUCUCCUGUGCUUUUACUCUUUUCGUCACAUGGUCAAGGAAAAUAUAAUUUAUUUUAAUAUUACAAUAUUACACAAUUGGGCAUUUGCAUAUCAGAAAUUACAACUUUAUUUUCUAAAUACUUCUGAUGGAUAGUAUGUAGUAAAAUGGAAAUAUUUAAUGACUGGAUGUUUCAACAUUUUAGUAUUUUCUACAUGUUGGCAAAAAGCUUACGUUGUACUGUAGCUGUAUCAGCCAUUUGUAGUUAGACUGAUAGCAUAUUGCCCUAUUGGAUGCUUUUAACAGGAUGUUAUAAAGAUAUUGCAACACCAGUUAGGAUAAUGCCCGUUUGCAAAACAUUGUACAACACAAAAUGCUAUUCAAGGUUCUCAUCUUUAUUCCCAUUUGGACCCCAGGAAGAGUAGCUGCUGCUGCCUUGGUAGCAGCUAAUGGGGAUCCUACUGAAUAUUAAAUCAUACUGUACAUUUACGUUGCGAAAAGUGUAUGACUGUCUCCCAUGGCCUGACGGUGGCACCCAGGGGCUCUCCUUUUUCAAGUGCACUUUUCUUGGCAGUACAGUGGAUGGUUUUGUCUCAACUCCUCUAUGGAUUCCUUUCCAUGAUCCCUUUCCUUCAUGACCACGAAUGGCUGAAGGGACUGGAAGGGUUUUCCACUGUGGCUUUCCCCCAUCUUCUCCUGACGACAGGUCCGUGAUCAUGGAUUGCAGGACAUAAGGAAAGGAAGCUAAGUUGAUAGUAUUGAGACCGUCACUAACUCAGAGGCUCCAUUCAAAGCAGUUCUUUUGUAUCAGACUGCAGCUUUACUAACGUUUGAAAAAAAAAAGCUAUAGAGAGAGUAAAGAAGUAAUAUGUAAAUGGAACCUAUUUAAUAAGCAUAUUUUAAAUAAUUUUUUUUUGUGACAGCUGUAGAAAUUUGCAUCAUCACUUGGUUGAUUUGAGUUUUGUAAGCAAUGUCGCUCAUCUGUUGUGUAAGUAGCGCUUCUGUGGUCAGCUGUUUAAAUGAAGCAGUCGUGCGCUUUGUAAAUCCCAGAGGCACAACCCUGCUUGAAACCUGUUAGACCUGUUGAACUGCUCACUCUGACUUCAGUUUUGCAGUUUCUCUUAACAAUAAUAAAAAUAAAAAAACAAAUUUUCCUCUUUCCCAUUUCACACGUUUUGGAGCAUAGCAUAAGGUAACCAGUCCAACCAGUAUGCAUAAUAAUACUGUCCACACAGGCGAUUCCUAGAUUUUGUUUAAUUUGAGUAUAGGCUAGAGUCAGACCAAUUAUGCACAAAAUACAUCUUAAAUCAGUUUUGUUAAAUUGCCAAGUGUAAAAUGCAGUCGGCUAUGUAUUGUGUAAUGGCGCAAUCCUAAUAUGUUUUGUUUUGUGUGGGAGCUUGGGCUCAAAAAGUCUAAAAUGCAAAUGGUUUAACCGGUUAAACUUCUUUCUUCAAAUUGAUCAAUCACAGUGAGGCAAGUUUUAAAAUCAAAUUGUAUGUCACAUGUGCCGAAUACAACAUGUGUAGACCAUACUGUGAAAUGCUUACAAGCCCUUAACCAACAAUGCAGUUAAUAAAACUGUGUUAAGUAAAAAAUAGAUAAGUAAAAAAUAAUUAAAGAGCAGCAGUAAAAUGACGAGAGGCUAUGUACACUACCGGUCAAAAGUUUUAGAACACCUGCUCAUUCAAUGGUUUUUCUUUAUUUUACAAUUUUCUACAUUGUAGAUUAAUAGUGAAGACAUCAAAAUUAUGACAGCACAUAUGGAAUCAUGUUGUAACGCAAAAAAAGUGUUUAUAAAAUAUAUUUUCAUUUGUUUUUUAGCCACCCUCAAAUAGCUACCAUUUGUCUUAAUGACAGCUUUGCACAAGCUUGGCAUUCUCUCAACCAGCUUCAUCCUGGAAUGCUUUUCCAACAGUCUUGAAGGAGUUCCCACAUAUGCUGAGCACUUGUUGGCUGCUUUUCCUUCACUCUGUGGUCCAACAUCCCAAGCCAUCUCAUUUUGGUUGAGGUCAGAGGAUUGUGGAGGCCAGGUCAUCUGAUGCAGCACUCCAUCACUCUCCUUCUUGGUCAAAUAGCCCUUACACAGCCUGGAAGUGUGUUGGGUCAUUGUCCUGUUGAAAAACAAAUGAUAGUGGGACUAAGCCCAAAACAGAUGGGAUGGCGUAUCGCUGCAGAAUGCUGUGGUAGCCAUGAUGGUUAAGUGUGCCUUGCAUUCUAAAGAAAUCACUGACUGUGUCACCAUCAAGCACCCCCACACCAUAACAGCUCCCCCGUGCUUUACGGUGAGAAAUACACAUGUGGAGAUCAUCCGUUCACCCUCACCACAUCUCACAAAGACACUGCGGUUGGAACCAAAAAUCUCAAAUUUGGACUCCAGACCAAAGGACACAUUUCCACAGGUCUAAUGUCCAUGGCUCGUGUUUCUUUGCCCAAGCAAGUGUCUUCUUCUUAUUGGUGUUCUUCAGUAGUGGUUUCUUUGCAGCAGUUUGACCAUGAAGGCCGGAUUCCUCUGAACAGUUGAUGUUGAGUUACUUGAACUCUGUGAAGCAUUUAUUUGGGCUUCAAUUUCUGAGGCUAGUAAUUCUAAUGAACUUAUCCUCUGCAGCAGAGGUAACUCUGGGUCUUCCAUUCCUGUGGCGGUCCUCAUGAGAGCCAGUUUCAUCAUAGCUCUUGAUAGUGCGACUGCAAUUGAUGAAGCUUUCAAAGUUUUUGAAAUGUUCCGCAUUGAAUGACCAUGUACUUUAAAGUAAUGAUGGAAUGUCGUUUCUCUUUGCUUAUUUGAGAUUUUCUUGCCAUAAUAUGGACUUGGUCUUUUACCAAAUAGGGCUAUCUUCUGUAAACCACCCCUACCUUGUCACAACACAACUGAUUGGCUCAAACGCAUUAAGAAAUUCCACAAAUGAACUUUUAAGGCACACCUGUUAAUUGAAAUGCAAUCCAGUUGACUACUUCAUAAAGCUGGUUGAGAGAAUGCCAAGAGUGUGCAAAACUGUCAUCAAAGUAAAGGGUGGCUAUUUGAAGAAUCUCAAAUAUAAAAUAUAUUUUGACUUUUUUGGUUACUACAUGAUUCCAUAUAUGUUAUUUCAUAGUUUUGAUGUCUUCACUAUUACUCUACAAUGUAGAAAAUUGGCUUGGGGGUAGAAGCUGUUGAGAAGCCUUUUGGACCUAGUCUUGGCGCUCCGGUACCGCUUGCCGUGCAGAAGCAGAGAGAACAGUCUAUGACUAGAGUGGCUGGAGUCUGACAAUUUUUAAGGCCUUCCUCUGACACCGCCUGGUAUAGAGGUCUGGAUCGCAGGAAGCUUGACCCAGUGAUGUACUGGGCCGUACGCACUACCCUCUAGUGCCUUGUGGUCAGAGGCCGAGCAGUUGCCAUACCAGGCAGUGAUGCAACCAGUCAGGAUUCUUUUGAUGGUGCAGCUGUAGAACUUUGAUCUGAGGACCCAUGCCAAAUCUUUUCAGUCUCCUGAGGGGGAAUAGGCUUUGUCGUGCCCUCUUCAUGACUGUCUUGGUGUGCUUGGACCAUGAUAGUUUGUUGAUGUGGACACCAAGGAACUUGGCACUCUAAACCUACUACACUACAGCCCCGUUGAUGAGAAUGGGGGUGUGCUAUGUCUUUUUCCUGUAUUCCUCUCAUCUCCUUUGUCUUGAUCAUAUUUGAAGGAGAGGUUGUUGUCCUUGCACCACACAGCCAGGUCAGUGACCAAAUCCCUAUAGGCUGUCUCAUAGUUGUCGUUGAUCAGGCCUACCACUGUUGUGUCAUCAGCAAACUUAAUGAUGGUGUGCCUGGCCAUGCCUGAACAGGGAGUACAGGAGGGGACUGAGCACGCACCCCUGAGGGACCCCCGUGUUGAGGAUCAGCGUGGUGGAUGUGUUGUUACCUACCCUUACCACCUGGGGGCGGCCUGUCAGGAAGACUAGGAUCCAGUUGCAGAGGGAGGUAUUUAGUCCCAGGGCCCUUAGCUUAGUGAUGAGCUUUGAGGGCACUAUGGUGUUGAAUGUUGAGCUGUAGUCAAUGAAUAGCAUUCUCACAUAGGUGUUCCUUUUGUCCAGGUGGGAAAGGGCAGUGUGGAGUGCAAUAGAGAUUGCAUCAUCUGUAGAUCUGUUAGUGAGGUAUGCAUAUUGGAGUGGGUCUAAAGUUUCUGGGAUAAUGCUGUUAGUGUGAGCCAUGACCAGCCUUUCAAAGCACUUCAUGGCUACAGAUGUGAGUGCUAUGGGUCGGUAGUCAUUUAGGCAGGUUACCUUUAGUGUUCUUGGGCCCUUGCCAGUUUGUCAGAGCAUGGUCGGAGUACAAGUCCUGGUAAUCCGUCUGGCUCUGCAGCCUUGUGAAUAUUGACCUGUUUAAAGGUCUUACUAACAUCGGCUACGGAGAGUGUGAUCACGCAGUUGUCCGGAAUAGCUGAUUUUCUCAUGCAUGUUUCAGUGUUAUUUGCCUAGAAGCAAACAUAAAGUAAUUUAGCUUGUCUGGUAGGCUUGUGUCACUGGGUAGCUCGCAGCUUUGCUUCCCUUUGUAGUCUGUAAUAGGUUGCAAGCCCUGCCACAUCCGACGAGCGUCUGAGCCGGUGUAGUACGAUUCGAUCUUAGUCCUGUAUUGACGCUUUGCCUGUUUGAUGGUUCGUCGGAGGGUAUAGCAAGUUUUCUUAUAAGAUUCCAGGUUAGAGUCUCGCUCCUUGAAAGCGGCAGCUCUACCCGUUAGCUCAGUGCGGAUGUUGCCUGUAAUCCAUGGCUUCUGGUUGGGGUAUGUACGUACAGUCACUGUGGGGACGACGUCAUCGCUACACUUAUUGAUGAAGCCAGUGACUGAUGUGUACUCCUAAAUGCCAUUUAGAAGAAUUAGUUUUUCCCCCUCUGGUUGCACAUUUUAACAUUCUGGUAGAAAUUAGGUCAAACAGAUUUAAGUUUCCCUACAUUAAAGUCCCCGGCCACUAGGAGCGCUGCCCCUGGAUGAGAAUUUUCCUGUUUGCUUAUGGCCGUAUACAGCUCAUUGAGUGCGGUCUGAGUGCCAGCAUCGGUUUGUGGUGGUAAAUAGACAGCUAUGAAAUAUAUAGAAGAAAACUGUCUUAGUAAAUAGUGUGGUCUACAGCCUUUCAUGAGAUACUCUACCUCAGGUGAGCAAAACCUUGAGACUUCCUUAGAUAUUGUGCACCAGCUUUUGUUUACAAAUAUACAUAGACCGCCACCCCUUGUCUUACCAGAGGCUAUUGUUCUAUCCUGCCGAUACAGUGUGUAAGAGAACCCCAAAUCAAUGUAGUUCUCAUCAUACUUGCGCUUCGUCGAUGGUCCAACGUCCCUGUCUGUUGUUCGGUGCUUUCUUGGGUAAGGGGGCAGUAGCUCUUCUGCUGCAUCAGAUUCACAACUGUGAGUGUCCAUGUUAGCUGGGCUAGCAACAAAUGUAGAAUUACUGAUGCUAGCAUUGGAUGUGCUUGUGGAAGCAGAACAACUUGUGGUCGACAGGUGCAGGUGUAGUACUGCUGGUAGUAGCAGUACUACCAGUAGAGUUGGUAUGCGUCUCUAUGGACACGGGCAUUAUUUUUUUUUUUACCAUUUAUCCAUUUUCGAGCAGCCUCGUUUGGCUACAUAGAGAUCGUUAGUGGAAUUCCUGUGAGAGAGUAACAAUUAAUGUGAUUGGAUGUUUAUUAUUUGACUAGGCUAUCUGUAUUUGGCAUUGUGUUGUUAUUUCACUGAACAUAAGAUAGUUAAAUUUUAUUUUUGGCAGUGAGAAUGCUACUCGGGUUAGUAAAAAUCCUCACCCAACAGUAUAGCCCCCUAGGAAAAUAUAAAUGGACUGUUUGAAAACGUGAAAUAUGUAUUUUUUAUUAUAAAAGACAAUGUGAAUCACAUUUUUAUUUGGCGUACCCCCGACGGCAUUGCGCGUUCCCCUGGAGUCUCACUCUUUUCCCCUCAAUGUGUUCCGGUACCUCAAAGCCCCCCUGGGUAUGAGCUGACAAAUAGGUGAGCGGCUGCUUGUGUCUCUCAAACCAUAGAAAGUAUAGGCUAAUGCAUGUUUUCAUGUUAAUUUGUAUGGAGGGGGGGUUUUAUAGCCGUUGUAAGAGCAGGAAUGGUAAACAUAGCAUCCCCAAACAGCUUAGUGAGUACAUCAUGGUUUUUCACCCGAUUUACAGAGGUUCCCAGGUAUUCAUCUGCUAUCAGCUCAGUUAUCCACUGAUCCUUUUGCUGAAGGAGACAAAUACCAUUUAGUGUAGCCACAUUUUUAUCUGUGCAAUGUCUUGGCAGGUGUGACUGGAGUCUCUUACAUCAGGGUAGAAUAAUGCCAGAAAAGGCAUGACCUGCUCCCGGUCAAUUCCAUCCACCCAGGAAUUAACAGUGAAGGAAAAGCAGCCAACAAGUGUUCAGCAUAUGUGAGAACUCCUUCCAGACGGUUGGAAAGCAUUCCAGGUGAAGCUAGUUGAGAGAAUGCCAAGAGUGUGCAAAGCUCUCAAGGCAAAGGGUGGCUACUUUGAAGAAUCUCAAAUAUAUUUGGUUACUACAUGAUUUCAUGUGUUAUUCCAUAGUUUUGAUGUCUUCACUAUUAUGCUACAAUGUAGAAAAUAGUACAAAUAAAGGAAAACCCUGGAAUGAGUAGGUGUGACCAGGAGGGUGUUCUACUCAUUGAUUUAUGUGGCUGGGUUGUAUGGUUCCCAAUUAUGCGCAGCUGGUAAUCGUUGCCUCUAAUUGGGGAUCAUAUUUAGGAAGCCCUUUCUCCCACCUGCUUUGUGGGAUAUUGUGUAUGUGCUUGUUGCACUACGUUCCCGUGUCGCUGUUGGUUUGUAGAAGUUUCACCUUGCAUUAAAAAUGUGUAACUAUAA
Salvelinus fontinalis (brook trout) is the source of this 16481-nucleotide messenger RNA. RefSeq names its product F-box only protein 31-like. The record is from RefSeq and is a predicted model, not a curated record. The transcript is spliced from 9 exons. The coding region runs from base 6118 to 7335 and encodes 405 amino acids. Gene Ontology annotation, molecular function: protein binding. Lineage: Eukaryota; Metazoa; Chordata; Actinopteri; Salmoniformes; Salmonidae.